AUGAGAGUGCUUACUCAAUGCCGUCUAUUCGUCUGCUGNCCCACGCAGCUGCCGAGAGAGUCGACCGACUUUUUCGGCGACUUGCUCUUCCCGUUCGCCCUCGACAUCAUCAAGUCCGACGCGAAGAAGCCCCUCGAGGAGGUGAGCUUCACGCCGGCCGUCCACGGGGCCAUCAUCGCCUCGAACGGCGAGCUCACCCCGAACUUCCAGUACAUUCAGGAUCUGAGGUCGCAGAAUUGCCGGAGCAGGCACAAGGACAACGGCCACGAGUCCAAGAGCCGGACCGCGCUGGUGCUCGGGGCCGGCUACGUGUCGGCGCCCCUGGUCGAGUACCUCCACCGCGACGAGAACCUGCGCAUAAUCGUCGGCUCGCAGUUGAAGGACGAGGCCGAUGCUCUGGCCAACCGCUACUCGGGGGUCGAGCCAGUCUUCAUCGACGUACUGGAGAAGCCCGAGGCCCUGGACGACGUGGUCGAGGCGGCCGACGUCGUCGUCUCGCUGCUGCCCUACACGCUGCACCACCUCGUCGCCGAGAGCUGCAUCAGAGCCAGGAAGCAUCUGGUUACCGCGAGCUACCUCAACGACAAGGUCAAGGCCUUGCACGACGAAGCCGAAAUGGCCGGAGUUACGAUUUUGAACGAGGUUGGCCUCGAUCCCGGAAUCGAUCACCUGCUGGCUCUCGAGUUGUUCGACGACGUGCGCCAAGCCGGUGGUCGCAUCGAGUCCUUUGUCUCCUGGUGCGGUGGUCUGCCGGCUCCCGAGUGCUCCUGCAAUCCGCUGAGGUACAAGUUCAGCUGGUCACCGCGCGGUGUCCUGCUCAACACCCUGUCGCCUGCCAAGUACUUUCACGCCGGUCAGGUCGUCGAGAUAUCCGGCGGUGGCGAUCUCAUGUCGUCGGUGCAACAGCUCGACUUCUUGCCGGGCUUCGCGCUCGAGGGAUUCCCCAACCGGGACAGCACCAUGUACAAAGACCUCUACGGCAUCCAGCACGCCAACACGGUCCUCAGGGGUACGCUCAGGUUCCAAGGCUACUCCGACACCGUUCAGGGACUUCAGCUGCUCGGCCUUAUCGAUCCGAAUCCGCAUCCCGCUUUGCAUCCCAACGGGCCCGACAUAACUUGGCGUGCGAUGGUCUGUAACUUGCUCGGACUCGCCAGCGACGACAUAUUCUACGAGAAUCUCAAGCAAAAGCUCGCCGAGCGCUUGAAUUCCGAGCAGCGGGCCAUGGCCAUCGAGGAGCUGGGUCUGCUCAAGGAGGACCUCGUGAUGAAGCUCAACACGCCUUUGGACACUCUCAGCCAUUUCCUCUCCAAGAAGCUUGUUUUUGGGCCCAACGAGAGGGAUCUGAUUAUUCUCAGGCACGAAGUCAGCAUUCGCUGGCCCGACAACAGAAUCGAGGAGCGUGCCGUCAAUAUGGUUACUUAUGGAGACGUUAAAGGUCACUCGGCCAUGGCUACCACCGUUGGAUAUCCCGCGGCCAUAGCCACCAAAAUGAUUCUUGACGGCGAAAUCCAACAACGUGGUAUGGUUUUACCCUUCGCGCCUGAUAUUUACAGGCCCAUGCUGGCGAGGCUCAGAGCCGAAGGACUUGACUCUUUUGAGACGUCAAAAUGGCUCUGAAAACGAUCCAUCGUUUACCCUAGACUGUAAAUAUUGUUAACUUUAGCAAGGAUGCUUGGAGAGAAAGAAGAAAAAUCAAGUAGUUGUCGAAUGUCACGUAUUAACAUUUAUUUGAUAAAUCCACUUGAUCUUAUAAGGGUUAAAUCAUAUAACGACGCUCUUAAUCCAAACUAGCAUGUUUACAAUUUCGCCACUAUAAUGUUAAUUCGUUUGUUCAUGAGUAAAAGAAAAAAAACUUCAUAAUACUUUACACUGAGGGUGGUGCCGGGUAUUAUACUUUUCCUCGAAUUUUAUCAUUCGUAAGCUUUAUAUCGGCUUACCUGUAAGAAGUAAUUACCAAAAAACAAUUACUACAAGUACGAAUUUUUAAUUAAUUAACGUUUAUUUCGUAGGCAGAGCUGUAACGUGCUAGUUUUCUCCUGAAAUCGCCUUUUUUUUAAUUGUUCUAUGUUCCGCAAAAUUUUAUUUAUUGCAUCGCAUUCAAAUUUGUCCAACAAUCACACACAAAUACAAAUAUCUUUUAAAUAUAAAUAUCAACUGUUCAACCA
Trichogramma pretiosum is the source of this 2168-nucleotide messenger RNA. Its product is annotated as alpha-aminoadipic semialdehyde synthase, mitochondrial-like. Gene Ontology annotation, cellular component: cytoplasm. Lineage: Eukaryota; Metazoa; Arthropoda; Insecta; Hymenoptera; Trichogrammatidae. The coding region runs from base 1 to 1620 and encodes 539 amino acids. Gene Ontology annotation, molecular function: saccharopine dehydrogenase activity. The transcript is spliced from 4 exons. The record is from RefSeq and is a predicted model, not a curated record.